GUUUUAAGAAAUUGAAAAUGGGGAAUGGUCACAAGGCACUGAAGAAAAGCAACACAAAGCUGCACAGGGAAGCCAUCCAUCCAUCGCAUUCUCCAUAUAAAACGGCAUCUCCGAACCACCCGCAACAAGUUCUUCGACCACAUACACGCCUUGAUCCUUUCAAAGCAAUCAAUUCAAGUCCCCGGCCUUUCCAGCUUAAACAGCAAACCAAUGAGAUUGGAUGGUUGUGAAUAUACUUCUCCGAUGAGUAGUGGGGAUUACUGUUUAAGCGGCCUUAGCUCAGUACCCAAGAAGAUGAAGAAGAGCAAGAACCAGAGGAGGUUCAGCGAUGAACAGAUAAGAUCGCUGGAGACGAUGUUCGAGUCGGAGUCGAGGCUCGAGCCCCGGAAGAAAUUGCAGCUGGCAAGAGAGCUCGGGCUGCAGCCACGCCAGGUUGCUAUAUGGUUCCAGAACAGGAGGGCUCGCUGGAAGUCCAAGCAGCUCGAGCGAGACUACACCAUUCUGCAGGCCAAUUACGACGCCCUCACCUCCCAGUUCGAAAUCCUCAGGAAGGAGAAGCAGGCCUUAGCAAUACAGUUGCAGAAGCUAAACGAUCUGAUUGACAAGUCUCCGGAGGGAAACGAGUCCUGCAGGAGAGCCGCCGGAGAGAACAGUGGAACCGAGGACCGAUUGGAGAGAGAAGGCUACGUGAAGAGUGAAUUUGCGGACGACGACGACGAUGAGGAGGAGGAGGAGGAGAAACCGAGAUUGUCCCUGGAAAUAACUCAAAACAAGAUCUUUGAGCUGGACGAAGAAGAUCCUUCUAUGCAACUUCUGAACAUGGGGGAACCGGCAGACAGUUCCCUGACAUCUCCAGAGAAUUGGGGCAGUCUUGAGUCCGAUGGUCUGGUUGACCAACCCGGUAGUAGCUACCAGUGGUGGGAUUUCUGGGCCUGAAAUGAAGUAAGUAUUUUCCCGAGAGACGAAGAUCCUAUAGAAGCAAUGUAAAAAACAUAAUAAUAUUGCUUGUGUGGUGGGUGAGGCUGGAAAUGGGCAUCGGGCAAGCUGAAUUUUCUCGACGUGCGUGCAUCCAUGACCAUGAGUUGAGAUGCCAAUCUAUAUCAUAGUCAGAGUUCGGAGCAUGCAAAACAGGGUAGUCCCAGAUUACGUUGCCAAAGCCAGCAAACAAACAGAGUUUGUUCAAUCAAUCCGUGCCAAGUCUUGUAGAACUUCCCAUUAUUCUGAGGCUUAGUAUUUCAGAAACUCAAGUGAGAUAUGAGAGCAGAGCUCUUGAAAUAAUUAGCAAAGCUCGUUACUGCAAUCUAAUCCGGGAAGACAUACAACUUUUUGAUUUGAA
Messenger RNA from Diospyros lotus (date-plum), 1336 nucleotides. Its product is annotated as homeobox-leucine zipper protein ATHB-7-like. The coding region runs from base 211 to 936 and encodes 241 amino acids. Gene Ontology annotation, molecular function: DNA-binding transcription factor activity, RNA polymerase II-specific; sequence-specific DNA binding. The record is from RefSeq and is a predicted model, not a curated record. Gene Ontology annotation, biological process: positive regulation of DNA-templated transcription. The transcript is spliced from 2 exons. Gene Ontology annotation, cellular component: nucleus. NCBI's taxonomy places the organism in Eukaryota, Viridiplantae, Streptophyta, Magnoliopsida, Ericales, Ebenaceae.